Molecule: messenger RNA, 2117 nt
Organism: Manihot esculenta (cassava)
Lineage: Eukaryota; Viridiplantae; Streptophyta; Magnoliopsida; Malpighiales; Euphorbiaceae
Product: putative UPF0481 protein At3g02645
Exons: 1
Coding region: 146-1894 (582 amino acids)
Source: RefSeq, a predicted model, not a curated record
UCCCAAGGUCUUUCCCAUUAUCAUUCCUAAGCACAUGUGCAAAAAUUAUAAUUUUCAUGAUAGAUUUAUCUUAUCAUGUAAUUACAUGCUGUAUAGCUGGAGCACAUAUAAAAUUGAUGGAAUAGCAAGCCACUAAACAAUAAAUAUGCCUCUAAGUACCCAGAAGAAACUGCAUUUUAAUUCAGUUCUCCAUAUAGCAAGAACGUGUCGAUCUUCUAUCCAAUCCAUCAUGUCCUGGAAUCCAAGUCCAAACUUUGAUGAGCAUCUAUGGAUAAUCAACAUUCGUAGAUCUCUUGAAGAAGAGCUUGAAAAUGAUUCUGAAGUUCCUGUCUCCAUUUUCAAUGUCCCCAAAAUCCUGAUGGCUACUGAUCCAGAUUCCUAUACUCCACAAGAGGUUGCUAUUGGUCCUUACCAUCAUUGGCGUCCUGAGCUCUACGAGAUGGAGAGAUACAAGCUUGCCGCGGCGAAAAGAACCCAGAAACAACUCCAGAACCUCAAGUUUCAACACAUUGUUGAUCACUUGACGAAGCUUGAGCCGAGGGUUCGAGCUUGUUAUCACAAGUUCUUGGAUUUUAGUAAUGAAACUUUGGCUUGGAUGAUGGCCAUUGAUGCAUCGUUCUUGCUGGAGUUCCUGCAAAUCUACGCCGUCAAAGAAGGUAUGGCUAUUAAUACAGGAGUUUCCUCAAGAAUGUCUCAUUUGGUUGAUUAUGCAGGGACAAAAUCAGCUCAUAAUGCUAUUCUUAGAGAUAUGGUGAUGCUUGAGAAUCAAAUUCCGCUCUUUGUAUUGAGAAAGAUCCUGGAAGUUCAAUUCUUUUCCUUAGAAACAGCCGAUGAAUUGCUGCUUUCGAUGCUAGUGGGAUUUUGCAAUGAGCUUUCACCUUUCAAGCUGAUGAAUGACAUGCAAAAACUCCCAGUUUCUCAAUCUUCACACUUGCUAGACUACUUGUACAUAAUGAUUGCGCCGACGGUGGAAGCCCCGGCAGUGCCGGAGAUAGAUGAGUCGGAGGAACAAGGAGAGGCCAUGCAAAGCAAAGGAUCGUAUGGGAAUUCAAGUCACGUAAAAGAUCUCUUCAGUGAGAUAUGGAAGCUAAUAUCAAAGCUAAACAAAGCUCCAAUACAACUUCUGAAAAGAUUAAUAUUUUCUAGACCUGUUAAACUCAUUCUGAAAUUGCCAUGGACAAUCCUCUCCAACCUUCCUGGAAUGUCCGUUCUGAAACAACCUAUUCAAUACCUGUUCUUCGCUCAAGACAAAGAAGAACUGAAACCAGAGAACGAUCUCGGCUCCAGCAAUGAAGUUAACAAGCCGCCGUUGGUGGAGGAGAUCACAAUUCCUUGUGUCACUGAUCUUGCCAACUGCGGUGUCCGUUUCUUACCCACUACUGGUAACAUCUCAAGCAUUAAUUUUGAUCCUAAGACAGUUUCAUUUUACCUUCCCAUUGUCAGCUUAGACGUGAACACAGAGGUCGUAUUGAGAAACUUAGUAGCAUACGAGGCAUCUAAUGCAUCAGGACCGUUGGUUUUUACACGUUAUACAGAAUUAAUGAAUGGGAUAAUCGAUACAGAAGAGGAUGUGAAGUUUCUUAGAGAAAAGGGUAUUAUUCUGAACCAUUUAAAGAGUGAUGGAGAAGUUGCAGAACUGUGGAAUGGAAUGAGCAAAUCCAUUAGACUAACUAAAGUGCCAUUUUUGGACAAGGUGAUUGAGGAUGUUAACAAGUAUUAUAAUGGGAAAUGGAAGAUCAAAGUUGGGAACUUUAUGAAACGUUAUGUAUUUGGUUCUUGGCAGUUUCUUACAUUUCUUGCUGCAAUUUUUCUUUUGAUGUUGAUGACAUUGCAAGCUUUUUGCUCAGUCUAUAGCUGCGGUCGCUUAUUUCAUCAUGUUAGUGGUACCACUUAAGUUUGACAAUUGUAUCAGCUGCUGCAUGCAUGGCUACUUCCAGUAAUCCUUCUGUUUCCUUUCCUUUCCUUUCCUUUUCUUUUCUUUUCUUUUAUUUUCUUUUGAUCUCAAUGGAAAGAGAAAAAAAAUUGUCUUCUUUUGUGAUCUAUGAGAGUAUUUGAUUGUAAUGGUGACAAGAUUGUAUUAAUUAUAUUUUUUAAUAAAGUUAAUUGAGUGUUUAAUC